Messenger RNA from Cucumis melo (muskmelon), 1641 nucleotides. RefSeq names its product protein REDUCED WALL ACETYLATION 2-like. Gene Ontology annotation, cellular component: Golgi apparatus. Gene Ontology annotation, biological process: xyloglucan metabolic process; plant-type secondary cell wall biogenesis; xylan biosynthetic process. The record is from RefSeq and is a predicted model, not a curated record. Gene Ontology annotation, molecular function: acetyltransferase activity. The transcript has 16 exons. Lineage: Eukaryota; Viridiplantae; Streptophyta; Magnoliopsida; Cucurbitales; Cucurbitaceae. Bases 1 to 1641 code for a protein of 546 amino acids.
AUGGCUUUGCUCGGCCCUGUGACUCACGCUCAGGUUUCAUUUCUUAUUGGAUUUGUAACCAUUGUGGUUGCAUGGGCUUAUUCUGAGUACUUAGCAUUUAAAAAGAAGUCCAUCUCUACUAAACUAAGGCACGUUGAUGUAGGAUUGAGUGAGGAAGAAAGUCAUAAUAUAAAAGAAGAUGACAAAGCUGUUUUAUUGGAAGGAAAUGUCAUUAAGUCCACUCCUUCAGGACCUACAAUUUCAUCAACCUUCUCAACUAUUAUUAGGUUCAUUACGUUGGAAGAAUCAUUCUUGAUAAAACAUCGAAUGCUACUCCGAGCAGCAUCUGAAUUUGGUCUUCUUUUAGCAUACUUCUACAUUUGUGAUCGCACUGACAUAUUUGGAACAUCAAAGAAGAGUUACAAUAGAGAUCUGUUCAUCUUCCUCCUCCUCCUUCUCAUCAUAGUUUCAACAGUAACUUCAUUCAAGAUUCAUCUUGAUAAAUCACCGUUUUCAGUUAAACCCAUUCUCUUCUUAAAUAGACAUCAAACUGAGGAAUGGAAAGGAUGGAUGCAGGUGAUUUUCUUGAUGUACCAUUACUUUGCUGCAAGAGAAAUUUACAACAUGGGUCGUGUAUGCGUUGCCUCAUAUAUCUGGAUGACGGGAUUCGGCAACUUUUCAUAUUACUAUGCUCGAAAAGACUUCAGCUUUUCUAGAUUUGCUCAGAUGAUGUGGCGGUUAAAUUUCUUGGUGGUUAUGUGUUGCAUUGUCCUUGACAACAGCUAUAUGCUAUACUACAUUUGCCCUUUACACACAUUUUAUUCUCUUGUAGUAUAUGGUCUUGUUGCCGUUUUGAAUAAGUACAAUGAGAGUAAAGGAGUGAUUGGUGUUAAAUUCUUUCUUUCCUUCUUGGUAAUUAUCAUUGUUUGGGAAAUUCCUGGAGUCUUUGAAGUCCUCUGGGAUCCAUUUACCUUCCUUCUAGGUUAUAAAGAUCCUAAUCGAUUGAAAGAAAACUUGCCUCUUAUGUAUGAGUGGCAUUUUCGAACGGGACUUGAUCGCUAUAUUUGGAUAUUAGGCAUGAUGUAUGCUUAUUAUUAUUCAACAAUGGAGAGGUGGAUUGAAAAGUUAGACGAAUUGAAACCAAAGGGCAGGAUACUGAUCAAAACAAUAAUUGUUAUGAUUUCGUUAACGGCAAUAUAUCUAUGGUUUGAGUAUGUAUUCAAAAUGGAUAGUCUUACUUACAACAAAUUCCAUCCUUACACUUCUUGGAUUCCCAUCACAGCCUACAUAUGCAUAAGGAAUGUUACUCAGAGUAGUCGUAGUUAUACUUUGACACUUUUUGGAUGGAUUGGAAAGAUUUCACUGGACACAUACAUUUGUCAGUUCCAUAUUUGGUUAAGAUCAAAUGCUCCGGAUGCACAGCCGAAGUUGUUGCUGACUAUCAUCCCAGAUUAUCCUUUAUUGAACUUCAUGCUCACCACUUCCAUUUUUAUGAUGAGUUCAUAUAGGAUAUCAGAGCUGACAAAUACAUUUAAAAUGGCAUUUAUACCAAGCAAGGACAGUAAACACAUAAUGUAUAACAUGAUUGCCGGUGCUACAUUUAUGGCUAUCUUAUACUCCUUCUCUUUUCUUUUCCUUAAACUCCCACAAUUCUUGGUUUGA